AUGUCACCAUUUAUAUCUGUCAUCUUGCAAGUUCUGUGUUUUGUGCUCGUCUUGCAAACUAUGCUCCUCAAACCUUCAACCCAAAACUCAGCUACAAUGUGUAGUCUCCAAAUAAUAUCAUAUUUUGAGGACUAUGAAUAUUAUCAGGAAGGAGACAUCAUUAUUGGAGGGAUUUUUACUGUACAUUCAGCAGCAUUGGAUCAUACACAUACAGACAAGAGGUUUGAUGGGAUCAUUUGUUUUGGACCCUCUGUGCGCCAUUAUGUGAAUGUUCUAAUGUUUCUUGUUGCCAUUGAUCAAAUUAACAAUAAUCCAAAAAUAUUACUGAACAUUACGCUCGGAUAUCACAUUUAUGAUUCGUGCUUAGAUACGAGGAAAGCUCUAAAAAAUGUUUUCCAAAUUUUAUCUGGAUCUAAGAAAACUAUCCCUAAUUAUUCAUGUAUGAAAUAUGGGAAGCUGGCUGGUUUUAUUGGAGAUCAUUUUUCAGUCACUACAAUACCCAUGGCACAAAUACUCAGUGUUCUUGGAUAUUCACAAAUCAGUUAUGGAGCUACAGACUACCUUCUGGGAGAUAGAAGUAUCUACCCAUACUUUCUAAGGAUGGUACAGAAUGACUAUGUGCAUUACUUGAUAUUGUGCAACAUUUUGAAUCAUUUUGGCUGGAACUGGAUUGGGAUUAUUUCAUCAGAUGAUCCCUCAGGGGAGCAAGAAAUUCAAGUUGUGUUAAAAUUCAUGGCCACCUAUGGAAUUUGUGCUGCUUACAUAAUAAGAGCUAAUAAAGACUUAAUAGAAAAGAAAAUCAUUAGUCUACAGGUUGCUAAAACGUCUUCGGCUCAGCUGCAUCACUUUAUUAAGAAGAUUCGAUAUGUAAUUGAUUCAAACGGUCCAAUGCCAUACUUUGAUCUAAAUGGAGAAUUUGUUUAUUAUUACAUGAUUAUAAACUGGCUGUUUACCAAUGAAAACAUUGUGAUAGAUAACCUUGUGGGCAACAUCACACCAUGGGCACCAAAACAUCAGCAGUUAGUUAUUAAUGAAGAAGCCAUAUUGUGGAAAACUGCGGGGAAUAAGAUACCAGUUUCUCAGUGCUCUAAAGAUUGCUUACCUGGCUAUCGAAAAUGCUUGGAUUCUAGCAUACAAACCUGCUGUCACAGCUGUGUCCAGUGUUCAGAUGGAGAGAUAUCACUUACAUUAAACAGUGAGAACUGCAUAAAGUGUCCAGAAUAUGAAUGGCCCAAUGAAAAUAAAUAUCGCUGCAUUCCUAAGGAAGUGGAGUAUCUUUCCUACAUGAAUGAUAUUUUAGCUGUUUUAUUUGCUGCAACUUCUAUUUUCUUUUGUAUUUUAACUCUUCUUAUACUAAAGGUUUUCAUUUCAUACAGAGAUACCCAUAUUGUCAAAGCCAAUAAUAGGAACCUCAGCUUUACUCUUCUGAUUUCCAUCGCCCUGAGCUUCAUCUGUGUGUUUCUCUUUCUUGGUCGUCCCCUGGAUAUAACAUGCAUGCUCCGUCAAGUGUCCUUUGGAGUCAUCUUCUCAGUGUCUGUCUCCUGUGUGUUGGCCAAGACUAUCAUUGUUUAUACUGCUUUCAAAGUUACUAAACCUGGCAGCAAGUUGAAAACAUGGAUUGGAGUCAAGAUGUCCAAUUCUAUCGUUUUAAUCCUCUCGUCUAUUCAAGUUAUAAUUAGUAUCUGUUGGUUGGCCAUUUCUCCACCAUUUCAGGAGAUGGACACACGCUCUUAUCAAUGGAAGAUCAUCAUUCAGUGUAAUGAAGGCUCAGUUAUUGCCUUUUACUCUGUCCUCGGCUACAUGGGGCUUCUUGCAACUGUUAGCUUUGUUAUGGCUUUUUUAGCCAGGACAUUACCGGACAGCUUUAAUGAAGCCAAGUAUAUCACUUUCAGCAUGCUGGUGUUCUGCAGUGUUUGGAUCGCGAUGAUCCCAGCCUAUCUGAGCACCAAAGGGAAAUACAUGGUGGCUGUAGAGGUCUUUGCCAUAUUAACAUCAAAUGCUGGACUCUUAGGUUGUAUAUUUUUACCAAAAUGUUACAUAAUCUUAAUUAGACCCGAAAUGAAUAAAAAGACAAAUGUACUAGGAAAAAGAAAUUAA
Messenger RNA from Pelobates fuscus (common spadefoot toad), 2097 nucleotides. Its product is annotated as vomeronasal type-2 receptor 26-like. Gene Ontology annotation, biological process: G protein-coupled receptor signaling pathway. The record is from RefSeq and is a predicted model, not a curated record. Bases 1 to 2097 code for a protein of 698 amino acids. Gene Ontology annotation, cellular component: plasma membrane. The transcript is spliced from 6 exons. Lineage: Eukaryota; Metazoa; Chordata; Amphibia; Anura; Pelobatidae. Gene Ontology annotation, molecular function: G protein-coupled receptor activity.